Molecule: messenger RNA, 1149 nt
Organism: Dovyalis caffra
Lineage: Eukaryota; Viridiplantae; Streptophyta; Magnoliopsida; Malpighiales; Salicaceae
Source: the annotation of a GenBank genome assembly
AUGGACCUUCAACGAGCUAUGCUAGAUGAACUCAUGGGUGCAGAUCGUAAUUUGACGGAGGAAGAGAGGAAAGAUUACAAGGAAAUAACAUGGGAUUCAAAGGAGGUUUGUGCCUAUUAUAUGGCUCGGUUUUGUCCUCAUGACCUCUUUGUCAACACCAAGAGUGAUCUUGGACCGUGUGAUAGAGUUCAUGAUCCAAAGCUGAAAGAAAGCUUUGAGAAGUCCCCAAGACAUGAUGCAUAUCUGGCCAAAUUUGAAGCUGAACUUGCUCAGAGAUGUGAGAAAUUGGUUAUGGAAUUGGAUAGAAGAGUUAGACGUGGACGAGAGCGCCUAGCUCAAGGGGAUGAACCUAUACCACCUCCUCCACUGUCAGCUGACAAGUCUGAACGAUUGUCUGUAGUGGAGGAAAAAAUAAAAAACCUGCUGGUGCAAGUGGAGGCCCUUGGCGAAGGUGGGAAAGUGGAUGAAGCUCAAGCUCUUAUGAAAAAGGUUGACGAACUUAAUGCUGAGAAAGCACUGAUACAAUCCCAGAAUGAUAAAGUAUUGGUGGUUCCACAGGAGAAAAAGAUGGCUUUGUGUGAGAUUUGUGGUUCUUUUCUAGUUGCGAAUGAUGCUGCAGAGAGAACUCAGUCUCAUGUCACGGGAAAGCAGCACAUAGGGUACGGGAUGGUCCGGGAUUAUAUCUCCGAGUACAAGGAUGCUAAAGAGAAGGCAAGGGAAGAGGAAAGACUAGCAAGAGAAAAAGAAGCUGAAGAACGGAGGAAACUGAGGGAGAAGGAAUAUGAGAGUAGGAGGAGGAGGAGUGAUUCAGGAGAUAGAGAUCGGUACCAUAGUAGAGAUAGAGAAAGGGAGCGGGACAGGCACCGAGAUCGUGAAAGAUCAAGGGAGUGGAAUGGUAGGGGUAGUCGAGAUGAUUGGAGGACUAGGAAUGGAAGAGAUGGUGGGCGGGAUAGGCACCGUGAUCGGAGCAGGUCACGUUCCCCUGUUAGACAUGGUCACCGGAAGUCACCUAGAAGUCCACAGCUCCAACGCCUUCCACGUGAUGGAAUGCCGGAUAAGCUGCUAAUGGCUGCAUGCUCUAGCCCUUGCUGGUACAACGCCAUUGAUUUGUCAUUCAUUGAGAAUUGUUGCAGCCAUGCAGAACGGUAA